AUGUUUUCUAAGUUCUAACUCCUUUUCCUCUCCAACUCCAUUUCCUCCUCCACAGUCAAUCCCUUUUGAUCCUCCUUCUAUUCUGCUCCUCCACUAUGGCCACCGCCUGAUAAAACCAACCCUAUUGCGUGUGACUAAAACUUAAUAAUUUAUUAUUAGCCCAUUAUCAACACCACCAUGAACACUUUAAAACAAAAAAAGGGGAAGAAAAACGGUGAGCUGAAACUGAAAAAUAGAAAAUGCGUUCUCCUCUCCACUUCUUCCCAAAACAAAAAGAAAGCUGAAGCCUGAAGGUGAGAAACCCUAGCCUCUCCCCCACCGCCGCAAGGGCUGUCUAACCACCGUCGCAUGGACUGCUGCAAGGAUUGCCGCCAUGUCGGCCGUCGCAACUUCUUCCUCGAGCUCGGUGUCAGUCCCUGGCGUUCAUCUGGUCCGUCGCGCUCCUGCCAUCCUCCGUGGCUCUCUUGCCGUCGUCUGUCGUGCUCAGGCACCAUCGUCUUCGUCUGGUCGUGGUGCUCGAAGUCCCCAACCCACCAAUCGUAGCUUCUUCCUCGAGCUCAGCGUCUUCGAGUCUUCUUUGUUUGAUCAGCCACAGGACUGCCGCCGUCAGUUGUGCUCGUCGUCUGGCCUCUGUCUCCGUCGUACUUCUGCCCCUCUUUUCAGACUGCUCAGAAGUCAAGUCAGAACAAAGGUUUCAAACAUGCUGGCCUUGCUGAAAUGGGGAAUAGGAGUGCAUGGUUCUGGUUUAAUUCCAAUUCUAAAGGAAGUGAUUGAGAUUUUAUUUCAAGAAGGACUAAUAAAGUCAUUAUCUCCAAAUUACUGUCUUAGUGGACUUUGCAGGGGACUGUUUCCAAUAAAAAUUCCCAUGCAAAUGAUGAAAUCUUGUUAUUUGCUGCUGCAAGAGCACUCUCCAAAUCACCUUGGUGAAGGUGAUUUGUUUGUCAUACUACUCCCAAAAGUGCUUAAUGUUACUGAUGUCCAAAGCUUUAUUCAGAGUUUGGAGCCUGCAACUUGGAGAAAGUUGAAAAUAAAAGGGAAGAUGUAUCACAAAGUUCUCUGAUAAUCUUCAAGCAUUGCCGUCGUAUCUUGCCGGAUCAUGAGAAGUGUCUGCUAUCUUUGGGGAAAUGCCACACACUUAGUUUGUGCAUUUUAUAACUAUUGUUCAAUAUUUAGUUGUGUUUAUUUUAGAAGGUGUUAAGAGUAAAUCUUAUUUGCUAUUAUAAAGAAGUUUAGAACUAAAUUGAUAUUUUGUAUUGUUUUUGUUUAUCAAUAUAAAUAAUGGAUUGUUUUAGUA
Messenger RNA from Arachis ipaensis, 1294 nucleotides. RefSeq lists its product as uncharacterized. The record is from RefSeq and is a predicted model, not a curated record. Lineage: Eukaryota; Viridiplantae; Streptophyta; Magnoliopsida; Fabales; Fabaceae.